CAUAUCAUACGUUAUAAUUUAUACUUUAUACCAACAAUUUCAUAACACAUAACUAUAUUUCAUGGUUUAAGGUUAGUGUAUAGGGUAUACGGUAGUGGACUCGUGGUUUAGAGUUUGGAGUCAUAAGACGUAUGUUCUUCUCAAUAACCGAAUAUAAAAUUGACUCAACUUACAUUCUUCACAUAACAUACGUUAUAGCUUAUACUAACAAUUUCAUAACAUAUAACUAUAGUAUAGGGUUAGGGUUUAGGGUUAGGGUCUAGGGUUUAUUCAUGGUUAUGCUUUAUGUUGGAUAUUUUGAUUUUUAUAGUUUAUUAAUUAAUUUGAUUUUAACAAUUAGUUUAACUUGUGAAUGUACAUCUUAAAUAUAUCAUAUUCAAAUGACAUUCCGACCAACGAAUCGAACAACAAACUAGUUAAUCAGUAUAAAAUUUAUCAUCUAUAAUAAUAAAUAUCAAAGAAAGGAAGAACUAGAUGUUUAUGAAAAUAUUUUGAAUGCAAAAUUCAAAACUCCCAAAUAUUUGCUCAAAAAUUCCCUUGCAAACCCAUUUUUUUUAAAAAAAAUCCCUCCCAUAAACCCCCUUCCCCCAAUAUUUGAUCCAAAAUUGAAAAUUCCUUCCCACCUCCCCCAAUAUUUGAUCCAAAAUUGAAAUUCCCUCCCAUCCCAAAAUUGAAAAUUCCCUCCCACCUCCCCCAAUAUUUGAUCCCAAAAUUGAAAUUCCCUCCCAUCCCAAAAUUGAAAAUUCCCUGCCACCUCCCCCAAUAUUUUAAUCAAGUGAGAAGGGAAAUCCCUAUCUCCACCACUAGACUGUCUCCAGUGGUUCUGUCCCCUCCGCUCCCUUGCCGUCUUCGUCGCCUCUAGGUUAGAAAGGACUGAAGAAAUUCGAAUCCCUGCUUCCUUUCUUCUGCUCUCGGCAUAUAGGUUAUGUACGUUUGUAUUUUAUAUGCAUAAUUUCAAUAUAGUAAUUGUGUGGUUUGUAUAUUGCAAAUAUUUAAGUAGUUAGUUAAUAUCAUAUAUGUUAUAUUCCUUACAAAUUAUGUGAGAUAUACUAAUUUAAUAUUAUCGAUUGAGGAUAAGGCUAACUGUAUAGGAUAUAUGUUAUUCAGUAAGUUAUGAUUGAAGUCACAAUAAUUUUACUAAAUUUGAUAGUUAAUCUUUAGGACAAUUCGAACAAUUUUACAAAUAACUCGUUUGGCAAUAGUUUACUGAAGUUAUUUGGGCAAUGAGUUAUUUCGAAAUAACUCAUUUUAUCACUAUGCUUUUGCCAAAUACCACAAACCAAAUACCAUAUUUGCAUGGUUAUACUAAACAAGAUACUUUAAUCCAAUUACUGCUGAAAUAAUACUAAAAUAUCAAAUAAACAAUUAAUGGUGUCUUUUGGUUGCAAAUAUUGAUAUCACCAUUACUAUUAGCUAGUGUACUUUACCAAUUAUGAUUAAUUACAUAACAAGUUUGCAAGUCAUACAAAUUUAUUUAACAUUUUAACUAGUUUUUUUUUAAAUUAAGUAUAUAUAUACUACGUAGAAUAAAUUUGUUAAAAAGUUGAGAAAAAUAUUUUAAAUUAGUGUAAUAAAAUGUGUAAGUUGGUAACGAGUAAUGAGUAAGUUUCUCGAUGCGCUGGCCCGAACAACCCAAAACCCGAUCCUCCCGCAACCCGCCCGACCCAAAACCCGAUGAACCCGCAACCCGAUUUGUCCGCAACCCGAUUCAACCCGAACCCGAUGAACCCGCAACCCGAAUAACCCGCAACCCGUUUGAACCCGAACCCGAUGAACCCGAACCCGAUGAACCCGCAACCCGACUAACCCGCAACCCGUUUGAACCCGAACCCGAUUGAACCCAGCCCGAACCCGCCCGAACCCGCCCGAUUGACACCUAUAGUUGCAGACACGUGGUUUUCAUGUCAAUUGAAAACCUCCACCCUAGCGGUUUUCAAUUGACAGUUUUCUUAUAAAAGACGGCCCCGGAAACCUCAGCUCUUCAUCCCUCUCCUUAUUCUUCUUAUCAAUUAUGUGUUGCUUUUUUACUUUUUUUUUUUGCGAUUAACGUUCUUCGGAAGUUUGUUUUGUAUUACUUUUUUAUUGUGAUUUGUGAUUUUGAAAUGCUUAUCAUUCAAAAAGUAUUCUUGUGUUUGUCUUUUACAAAUUUUAUGGUAUUAAUUUAUUUACGGUUUUAUUGCAGACGUCAUUCCAAAAGUUCAUGCUUGGGUUACGGUGGAGUGGUUAUACGGAAGAGACUGGAAAGGAGGUACAUUAGGUUGCUGGUUGUUUUCGGAAAGUGAAAGUCGCUACGAGACCGAACCUUGAAGAUCUCCAUCAAAUGUGUAUUGUGGUUACUUGCAUGGAGGUCACGAGAAGAGUUGAUCGUAUUGUGUAUCGAUAUCCAAACGGAUAAGGCGGGUCGUUGUGGCAUGAGGAAUUGGUGAUAACCACUCAGGAGGAAAUUGAUGCCAUGCUCGAAUUUUUGAAUGGCAAUAAUAUUUCCAAAGUAGAAAUGUUUGUUUACACCUAGGAGGUUGAAGGCAGUGGAGUUCAUUCUGGAGAUGGCCAAACAUCUGGUAUCCAUGGUGGGGGUGGAGUCUAUGAAGAUCAUCCCUACCAAGGUUGCCUUGAUCAUCAUUCCUACCAUGAGUACCCAAAAGGAGGCAGAGAUCAUCAUCAAUCCUUCCCAUCAUAUGAAGAAGAAGCCCAACGGUACCUUGACAACCAACAAGAAGGCUACCAGUACCAACCCAAGUACGACUUCCACGCAAGUAGCUAAAGUUAUCACAACUACCAGCUGAUGAAGGUGUCUUUCAUAAUCUGGAUGAGACGGAAGAUGGGCUGUCAGGUCCAGGUAGUGACCUUGAGGAUGAAUAAGAGGAAGGUGAUGUCAGUGCAGACAUCUUCGACCCUCUUGAAGGUGUUGGGAAUUGUGAUAAGAACUCGGGCGGGGAUCGUGGUGCACCUCCAAAGGAAGAGGCACUUGUCAUUUCAAGGAUCGCUUAAGAACUGAUUUUCCAAGGAAAUGGGAUGAUCAUGAUGAUCGCUUGAGACCCCAUUUCUUUACGCAUGCAUAUCUUUAUAAUGAGUCUAAGUAAGUGUUACAUUGUAUUAGCACAAAUUAUUGAAAAUAAUCAAUACGAUUAAUCAAUAACAAAUUUAUUUUAUAAUUCACUAAGUAUGUUAACAAAAUAAAAUAUGUACCUCGUGAUCGUUCCAAACACCCCUUGAAUGAUGGUUAGGUUGGUCAUACAGAAUGCUUGCAUCUCUCGGUCCUCGAUCAAGAUAAUAUAUUUGAUUAUAUAUAUUCACGUCCUCCCCAACCUGCGAUAGCAUAACAAUAACAUAAAUUAAUUAGUAUAUAGAUUAAUUAAUUAACAAUAAUUAUAAGAACAAAAAAAUAGUAGAAUGAGUACGUACUGCUUGAUAGUAAUCAUAAUAUAUAAUACCCUCUUCUUGGUACCAACUUUUCAUUUUUUUACAGAAGGCAGACAGAAGUUCGACUUCUUUUGAAAGAAAAAACCUAAGAAUUGUUUUCUGAUGUCAGUUCAGAUUUAGCCGUAACAAACAUACCACUAUUUUUUAGAUUUUGGGUGGAGAGGGGGAUGUAUAGAGAGAAAAACUUUUAGAGAGAGAGAGAGAAAAGGAAGGGUUGGUUUUGGUGUGAAGAAUAUUGGAAGAGGGGGGAUUUAUAUAGGAGAUGGAACGUAGGAUGGGGGCGGUUUGGUUAUUUUUCACAAAGCAAAACCGCUUGGGGCACACGAUUUGUUCUUUUCAGUAAAAAACCGCAUGGGGAUCGGGCAGAUUAUGUGAAGGAAACGCAAAUCAAGGCAAUGGUUACGCGGGCCACUGACAUGGCGCACGGUCCGCCGUCAUAUGCUGGUAGAUCCGGUGGUCACCAAAACCGCCACAUCCAAGUGCGGUUCUUCCAUUGAAUAGGUAGGAGUGAAUGUUUUUCCUUGUUUUCCUUUGCCUAGCUAUGGAAUAGCCUACCUAUUCACUUGGGUGUCUGUAAACCCUAGCUACAAUUAUGUGAAUGAUUGUAUGAAUUGAAUGAUUUGUGUGUGGGUGUGCUUUUAUGUGAAUGUGGAGGUAUUAUUCAGAAAUGAUUGUGUUGUGUGAAAGCCCAUCAAUCUAAUUGUCAUUCUAACCUAGCUUAGAGAGGGGACCUUCUUAGGGUAAGAGGCUCCAUUGGAGAUGGGUGUUCUUGGGCAUUUCAUGCCUCCUAGGCUAGUUUAUAGAGGAAACCUCCUUUGUUUCCAAAGAGGCUCUAUUAGGGCUAGGUUUCCUUAGGCAUUCAAUGCCUCCUAAGCUAGUUUAGAGAGAAACCCGAACCCUCCUUAACCUAAGAGGCUCUAUUAGAGAUGGGUUUCCUUGGGAAUUCUCUUCCUCCUAUUCUAGGUUAGUUAAAAGGCAAACCUCCUAAUUCGUAUUGAGCACUUAGGGUUUGGUUGUGGGUGGCCGUCCGAACUCCAAUUCAAGGGUGAAAUCUAACCAUUCCUUAGUUGAUAGGUUGAAAGGAUCACAUUAGUGGCUUGGAUCAUAACCCAUUCCUCAACCUAGAGGCUAAGAGGGUAGCUUUGGCUUCUUGUUAGAUUUCCUUGUGGUUUAUAACCCCCCAACCACACACGAUCUUCGAUUCUUCAAGUCGCAAUUGUUAGCUAGAGGGAGCCAUCUGGGUGAACUCUUCUCUCAUUGGGACAACCUUGAUUUACUUUACAUGCUUGUUUUCAUUUGUAGGUUUCUUAGUCUUAAACCUAAAAUCGUUUGAAAAUUAAAUACUUGCCCUAUACUGCACCCGACUAGAGUUUAAAAACAUGGCCUCUAGACGAGAUUAAUUCGCGGUGUAGUUUCGUGCGAGUCAAUUUUUUGGCGCCGUUGCCGGGAACCAUUCGGUCUAUUAUCCAGAAAAGGUCGUUUAAUAUUACUCUAGCAUUUUCUAUCUUGCCUUUUUGUUUGUGUUUUGUCUUUCAUGUGUGUUUUGUUUACCACUCUUCGUCUUGAAGGGUGGUUUGUAUGUGUUUGAUUUUCCUUUUUAGUGUUUUGUGUUUGUAGGUAUUGGAUUAUGGAUCCUUAUGAUUUCACCCCAAGUGUGGGGGUAUCCACCACCACCCCAGAGUGGUUACCCGGGAACUUCAUGGUACGAUCAAAAUGGGAGGAGUCAAGGAUCCAGAUUCUACUACCAACCCCCCUUCCAAGAAGAGCAACCAUGCUCAUGGGGUUACCAAAAAUCUUCCCCGUAUCAAGAAGGUUUCCCACCACAAAUCGAGGUGAACCAAGUUGGAGUUGGCCAUGGAGACUUUCAUGGGACAAACCUCAAGGCCAUGUGCCACUUAACAACCGGAGCCAAAAAAAAAAAUUAGAGCUCAUGGUGGAGCGAUUUUCCUGGGGCACCAAUGAAGGGUGCUCUAGCAUGGACCUCCCAAGUGCCAACCAUUUCGAGUCAACAUUUCUUCGGGAAUCGGAGGAGCUCCUUCGACACACAGAGAGGCUAAGAGGGCUUGUAGAGCAAGCAUGUGCAAAAAUUGCUCACAAUCGCCUCCUAUCAUUGGAAGAAAGGAAGGAAGUCGGAGAGGCGAGCCAUGAGAAUUUUGGAAGAACAAGCUCUGGCAUGGAUUUUCAACCCCUCCCUCCUCCCGGUUUGACAUUAGAAGAGAAGGUGGCAAAAGCUUGUGCACGCCAUCGCCCCUCACAUUGGGAAGAGCAAUAGGAGGUUGAAGGAGCAAUCAAUGACAACCAUGUGGAGCAAGAGGAACUCAACCCGAAGAGCUCCCGUGGUGAGGAUGAACCAGAAGGUUGCAUUGAUGAAUCUCAUCACUUUCCCCUUCCCGAGAGAAACUUAAGACCAAGUCACGAGUGUGGAGGAGCAAGAGAAUCCCUUUUACGAUCUUGCAUGUCAUCUUGCCUUCCAAACCGUGCUUGAAGACAUGAAUGAGAAGGUGCGAGAAGAGAGGGAGGAAGAAAGAAGGAAGUUUGUGGAGGAGGAAGUGAGCUUUGAAGAAAUGGAAGAUCUUGAUUGUUCCCAAAAGGAGGAAAGUGAGAAAGAAGGAAGGGAGGUUGAAGAUGAAGAAGGAACAAGUGGUGUCCAAGAUGAGGAUGAGGUCGGGGUGGAUGAAGCAUCCACGAGUUAUAAGUGCUACAAAUGAUUUCUACCCGACCUUGAUGCGCUUUUGGAGAAGGACCCAUUUGCGGAUCUUUGCCAAACCAAGGCCAAACCAUUAGCGAUCCCUCUUGGUGUAUGUGAUGGAAUUCAAUCAAUUAUGGACUACAUGGUGUGGGGCAAAGUGAAAGAAGAAGAAAAUAAGAAGAAGAGAUCCCGUGGGUAGAGCCUCAAAGCUGAUCAAGUUCACGAUCCCUCAAUCAUGGAAUCUUCCAAUGCUCGUGACUUGAUGUUUCAUCUCACCGACGAGAACCUCAACUUCAAGGAGGCUCUUGGAUGGACCGAAACUUGAAGAACCACCGUUUAGCUUAUGACGUAAAAGUAGCACUUGUUGGGAGGAAACCCAACGUAGGUUUGUGGUUACUUUUAUGUUAAUUACUAUUAUUGUGCAAUAACCUCGCCUUGCGCAAGCUUGUGUGUUUGUUUUUGUCUCCUUGAAGCUCUCUCCUCUUCAUCUCAGAUCCAUUUUGGUCCCGACUUUCACUCGCCAAACUAUGCGGUAACAUCGUUCUACCCCUUAUUUUACGCCAUUGAGGGCAAUGUCGAGCUUAAGUGUUGGGGGAUAGUCUAUCUAUUAUGCUUGUGCGUGUGAUUGAUUGCUUGGAGCCUUGAUGUUUGCCCAAGCAUUGCAUGUUCAUUGUGGAUGGUUCUUGGAUGAUCUCUUGUUUAUUGGCAUUGAAAUUGUAUUAUUUACUUGUGAUCGAGUACAUCCUAUUAUGAUGAUUGAGAAUUGCAUUAGGUUGGUGCGAAUGUUUAGUUCUCAUGCGUGCUGAGAUGAAUGGAUGUCUUGACUUGAUUAAUCUUUGAUUACAAUUGCCAUGCAUCGAAAUUUGUGAAAUUGGAAUAGAUGAUUGGGUGAUUAGGUAGCCAUGUGAGACUUUUUCCGAUCGUCUUUUUCUAGUGUGAUAGAUUCCUCUUACCAUGGCGAGUAACAUUCACCGUUGUCGUUAGUGAGUAUGAUGGAUGCAUAGAAUUUGGCCACGCCCAAAAGUUGAUUGUCCCGAAAUAUUUUAUCCCUUAGCCAACCCCUUUGAGCCGUGUGACUUCGGGGUCGUUCUCAUGUUAGGAGCUUGUUGCUUUUUGAGCUUAAUGGUGAUUGAUAGAACGACCCCCUUCCUUUCUUCGUGUCUAAACAGUUGUGAGUCAUCCUUGUGUCUCGCAGUUCUCGCUUUUGAGCUCCAUUGAGGUUCUACAUAGGUGGAUUUUUCACGGUUCUUGCUAGGAAUGAAGAGAUAGGGUUGGAGGAAGUUCUUAAUGGAGAGAAUUGUUCGUCAAAUGUAAGAAUUGGCAUGUGGUUAGCUCUCUAGUACCUCCCUCGAAAAAAUGAAAGGAAAAAAAAAAGAAAGCAAAGAAAAUUAGAAAGAAAGAAAAGAAGUGAAAAAUGGGAAUAAACGGGGUAAAUAAAGUCGACAGUUGCCACAAAGUCUAAGUGUAUGCUCUAGAAAGGGUUAUCGGCAUUCGCACUCAAGCCAUUGAAACACCUAAUUGCUUGUUGACCUCCUUCACUACGAUGCUUGGAAUUUUUUAUAGCAAGAUAGGCCGAGGAAAUGUGCUUGAAUGUAGUUUGGGAUUGGUAACGGUUUGGAGAGGGGAAGUGUGGUUUUUGGCCGAUGCUAGUGGUCGUUGCGUGUAAAGAAGGUUCUUAGUCAAAGACGUAGAACCUUCGAUUUUAGGGUGAAGAUGUAGGGCCUCAUGAUGUGUUUUCCACAACCCAAAAGGCCUUUUCUCCAUGUCCAAGACCCUUGGUGAGUACUCCGAUCAAGAAUUGUAUUGAUUUUUGAAUAGGGUGAGAACUAUUCGUUUGCACGUUCUUAAUGCAUUCGAAUGUCGUUUGUGGUGGGUGUCGGUAUUGCUUGUGUCGGUUCAUUUGUUGAUGCAACCUAAACAUUGAGAUUCAUCCAUUGUGUGCCCUUUGAUGUGUCCCCAAGUUAUUUUUGUUAGGUUGAAAAAUUACCUUGUUUGAGAUUAGUUUGCUUGGGGACAAGCAAACGUUCAAGUGUGGGGUAGUGACUCGAGUCCAAUUGUACACAUUUUGCCCCUCAUUUCUUAAGAGUUUGGCUUUACAUUUCGUCGUACCUUGACAUAUUUCACGCUAGGUUGUGCUUGUUAGAUACAUUCAGGUCCUAACACAUGUGGAAGUGUCGAGGACGAUUUUCGAGACAAUUUAAGGUCAAAAGCUGCAAGUCGUCCAGGGACCAGCGGUAGUUCACGGUCAGAGCUGCGAGUUCACGAUCGCCAGGACCGUGAACUGUAACCACAACCCGAGAACCAAGGAGCAUCCAGAGAGGGUUUUGAAGUUACUAACGACAAGGUUGUUCACGGUAGCUAAGACCGUGAACAGAAGCCAUAAACCGUGAACCCCAGGAUGCGAAGCGGUGCGUUUUGAUCCAGACUCUGUGUUCACGGACGCGUUUUGAUGUUCACAGCCGUGAAUUGAUCAACGUGGCCGUGAAUUAGGGUCUAAGACCUUAAACUUAUCAACCCGUCCUUGAACUGAGGUCUAAGACCUUGAACAGAGCCUGAUCUGGGUAUAGAAGGAGGAAGGAGCUGAAGGAGAAAGGGAGCUUCUUCUAGGUUUUUAGUUUUAGAAUAAAGGAGGUUUUCUAGUUGAGAGAUUAGGGUUUACUCUUCCUAAUCUAUAGAGAGAAAGUGCAAUUCAAAGGAGGAAGAAGGAGAUUUGGGCUCAUUUCAAGCUAGAGAAGUGAAAGUUUCUCCUUCUCAAGGGAGAUUCAAGCAACAAGGAGGAAAGAUUUUCAUCUCUUCGUGGUUCUUUCUCUCCUUUUCCUUGUUUCCCUAUGCUUAGCUAUGGAAUAGACUACCUAUUCACUUGGGUGUUUGUAAACCCUAGCUACAAUUAUGUGAAUGCUUGUAUUAAUUGAAUGAUUUGUGUGUGGUUGUGUUUUAAUGUUAAUGUGGAGGUAUUAUUCAGAAAUGAUUGUGUUGUGUGAAAACCUAUUAAUAUAAUUGUCAUUCUAACCUAGCUUAGAGAGGAUACCUCCUUAGGUUAAGAGGCUCCAUUGGAGAUGGGUGUUAUGGGGCAUUUCAUGCCUUCUAGGCUAGUUUAAAGAAGAAACCUCCUUUCUUUCCAAAGAGGCUCUAUUAGGGCUGGAUUUCCUUGGGCAUUAAAUGCCUCCUAAGCUAGUUUAGAAGAACCAUCCUUAGACUAAGAGGCUCUAUUAGAGAUGGGUUUCCUUGCACAUUCUAUGCCUCCUAUUCUAGGUUAGUUAAAGGGCAAACCUCCUAAUUCGUAUUGAGCACUUAGGGGUUGGUUGUGGGUGGCUGUCCGAACUCCGGUUCGAGUGUAAAGUCUAACCAUUCCUUAGUCAAUAGGUUGAGAGGGUUACAUCACUGGCUUGGAUCGUAUCCCAUUCCUCAACCUAGAGGCUAAGAGGGUAGCUUUGGCUUUUUUGUUAGACUUCCCUGCUGUUUAUAACCCCCUAACCACAUAUGGUCCUUCGAUUCUUCAAGUUGCAAUUGUUAGCUAGGGGGAGCAACAUCUGGGUGAAUUCUUCUCUCAUUGAGACAACCUCGAUUUACUUUACUUGCUUGUUUUCAUUUGUAGGUUUCUUAGUUUUAAACCCAAAAUCGUUUGCUAGAUAACAAACUAAGAGAUUGAAGUAGAGGUACAUGGACCGACCCGGGUUUGACAAUUAAAUACUUGCCCUAUAUUGCACCGACUAAAGUUUAAAAACAUGGGCUCUAGUCAGGAUUAAUUCGCGGUGUAGUUUCGUGAGUCAGUAAUUACAACUUCAGUAAAUCAUACAUAUUUUACAAUGUGAGAUUUACCUUUAACAAAAAAAUGUUUCCUGAAUUUUAAAAGGGAAAUCUCAAAUCUCCAUAUCUUUUCAUUUGGCUCCAAAAUUACCCCAAGAAAGAAAAACAUCCCGCCUUUUUUUCACAAAUACAGUUUGCCUUCUCUCAUUUUUACCACAAUUACAGUACAUUGAGUACAAUGAAACCCCAUUUCAUUUUGGCCCCAAACGUACCCCAUUCCCCUCCUUUUAUCCCCCAAACCUUUUGCCUUCUCUCUAUUAUUUUCCCACAUUGAUACCGGGAGAAAAUCCCCCCACCCACCCCCAACCAGAUCUAGAAAAUAAAGUCACUGGCUAUUUAUCCUUUGUGUGUUUUCUUCUUCGAAAAAGAUGGAGUGCCAAACCCACCACCAUCGCCCACUCCCGCUGCUUCUCCGUCCUUGACGCUUCUUCAUCCUUGUCCAAACCUUUCCCACCUCUUUUGUUAUGAAAGCCCCGAUAUCUUCUCCGUUAAUCACUCGUUUUGUGAACUCCCAACUCCGUCGCCAACCUUCACUUAUCGAUUCACCAAUCCCUAACCUAAUCCGUCAACGAAACCUCAAAGCUUGCAAGUUCAGGAGGUACCAUGUCCUUCUCCGUCUUACUUAUUUCCUCUAUUUGAAAUUUAACACAUUGGGGAUUUUUUAGUUUUGACCGAAUUCAACCUUCCUUUCUUCAAAAUGUACUUGCUUUUGAUUAUUUAUGGGGGAUUUCUCACACCUUUUUGGGAGCUCGAUUUGUGCUUCUUUGCUUGAUUGGCGGUUGAAUACCAAAAUUGGGGUUGACUUCAACUAACUGAAAUGAUCUGUCUCUUUAUUGCUUUGCAUGUAUGAAGCUUUAGCUCUACCGACGAUUGAGGAGGACGACCUCCAAAGAGCUCCAAUCAAACCUGCUUCAUACAUCUCCUUUUUGGGCGACGGGAUGUGUUUCGAUGGCAAAACUCGCGUGUUUAAUGCAGUUCUAUUUUCAAACUCGCGUGUUUAAUGCAGUUCUAUUUUCAAGAAAAAAAAUAAGAACACGAAUAAAAUUAACCAAACGAUUGUUAUUCUGUUCACCACCUCUCCAAACUACGUUCGAGCGAGGGUGUUCGACGAAUAACCAGAAUCCGAACCACGAGUGUUCUAAAUUACGUUACCUCUACUCCUAUGGAGGUUCCUUUGGAGAGCUUCGCGACUAUGACUAUAGGCUACGACUCUGCAAAGGAGUUCUUUGAAAGAGAAGUUCUACGAAAUUAGACAGAAAAAGGUAUGUCUGCGACGGUACAGUUUGAGAUUUAAUUUUUUGUCGUCCCUUGCUUCUCUCUCUUCCUGAUGUUUAUAUCCUUCCUCUUUCCGUAGUCGCCGUUAGGGGUGGGCAACGGGCGGAUCAGGUGGAUUUUUGCUAGAAAACUAAUCCAUCCACUCCUAAACAGAUUGAGAAUUUUCAAUCCGUCCACCCGCAUUUAUUAUCGGGUUGGGUCGGGCGGAUGACGGAUGAUGCGGUUGGAUUGGCAGUUUCACCCACAAUAUACUAAAAAUAUACAA
This is a messenger RNA of Linum trigynum, 11456 nucleotides long. The record is from the annotation of a GenBank genome assembly. NCBI's taxonomy places the organism in Eukaryota, Viridiplantae, Streptophyta, Magnoliopsida, Malpighiales, Linaceae.